GUUAUCAGUUUGACAAAAGAACAUGCGUUAUAUUUAUGGAUUCAUGUUAAAGGAACUGCUGAUCCUAAAGCGUGCGCAAAAGUUGCUGCAAAUGUUCAAAAGUAUGUCGACGGUAUAAUUCCUCCUAAAGAAGCCGAUGAAAAUGAUGAAAUAUGGGCUGGCGUUGCUUUCGGACCAAGUUUCUAUGCCAGGUGCGGAGGUACUGUACAUGAAAAUUACGACUACCCUCACCGAUCUGGUAAAAAUGGGGACCUACCAAGCACAGGUGGAGAUAUUUUUGUACAUGCCAAGAGUAACAGUAGAGGAGGUCUUUACGAGCUAGCACAGGCGGUAUUGAAAAAUUUACCGGAAGGCUCGGUUGAAAAUGUUGAAGAAGUAUACGGAUUUGUUUACAAGAAUGGCAGGGACUUAUCUGGUUUCAUUGAUGGAACUGAAAAUCCAGCGGAUGACGAAAGCCGUACAGAAGUCGCUAUCAACAAGGAAACAGGCGGAAGUUAUCUUAUCACUCAACGUUGGAUACACAAAUUUAAUGUUAUCAAUAAUACGAAAGUGAGUACAAUGGAAAAUUGGGUUGGCCGUAAUAUAGAUGAUAGCACUGAACAAAGACGAAAAUCAGUAACAUCGCAUGUUGCUCGGAUGACCAAUGGCUCACAGUUUAACGCAGCUAAACCUUACCAGAUUGUCCGCCAAUCUCAACCUUACGGAUUGAGCUCAAAAGAAUCCGGACUCUUCUUUAUAGCUUAUGCUGCAUCUCCGAAAAAUUUUGAAUAUAUGUUAGGGCGCAUGGUUGGUGAAGGCCGAGACAAUUUAUCUGAUGAUAUUAUGUUGCUUACCAAAUGUGUUACUGGAACUUAUUGGUACGCACCUUCCUUGUCCGAAUUAGCCAAACUAAAGUGA
Messenger RNA from Trichoplax adhaerens, 897 nucleotides. RefSeq lists its product as uncharacterized. Gene Ontology annotation, cellular component: cytosol. NCBI's taxonomy places the organism in Eukaryota, Metazoa, Placozoa, Uniplacotomia, Trichoplacea, Trichoplacidae. Gene Ontology annotation, molecular function: heme binding; peroxidase activity. The transcript is spliced from 6 exons. The record is from RefSeq and is a predicted model, not a curated record. The annotation marks the transcript as partial.